CGUUGAUCGUGAAUUUUCCGCUUGUCUGUUUAUUUCGUUUGUUUCGAAUUCUGAUGAGUUUUUCAAAUGGCGAACCCGUGGAUUCGGAUAUUAGCUAUGCAGCUUUUCGUUAUCAUUUCAUUGAUUUUGCGUUCCGCGUUUGGUUCCUUGUCCGAUUUUUCGAUUAUUGAUUACCACUCUGACAACUCGGAUCUCGUCCGCAGCGAUUACUCGCCGCCGGCGCCACCGCCGCCGUCUCCUCUGCCGCAUCCUCCUUCGCUCACGUGCGAGUCACUGGAUGGAAUCGGGUCCAUCAACACCACGUGCGAGCUCAAUUACAGCUUGAACCUUACAGGGGAUGUGUACAUUGAGGGGACUGGGAAUUUGUUCAUUCUCCAAGGAGUGGUUUUGAGUUGCCCUAUUUUUGGGUGUUCGAUUCAGAUUAACAUCACUGGAGAGUUUAGUCUGGGAUCCAAUGCUCAUAUUAUAGCUGGAUCAGUGUAUAUAGUUUCGGGGAACACCACUAUGUUGGGCGGUUCAAUGAUUAAUACCACGGCAUUGGCAGGUGAUCCGCCCGAUCAUUCCAGGGGGAUACCGAAGGAUUACGAGGGUGGGGGUGGUGGUCAUGGUGGUAGAGGGGCCAGCUGUUUGAUGGAUAGUAAGAAGCUUCCAGAGGACGUGUGGGGAGGGGAUGCAUAUUCAUGGAAGUCAGUAGACAAACCCUUCAGCUUUGGGAGUAAAGGCGGCAGCACAAAUAAUGAUGAUGAUUUUGGAGGGAAAGGGGGUGGGAGGAUACGGUUGGAGUCAAGAGACACUGUAGAUGUCCAGGGGUUGCUUUUGGCUGAUGGUGGAGAUGGUGGGAUCAAAGGAGGUGGUGGCUCAGGGGGGAGUAUUUUCAUCAAGUCCAAGAAAAUGACAGGAAGUGGUGGAAUAAGUGCUUCUGGUGGCAAUGGAUUUGGUGGAGGAGGAGGUGGAAGAAUUUCUAUAAACUCAUUUAGUAGGCAUGAUGAACCUGUAAUCUAUGUUCAUGGGGGAAGAAGUUUUGGCUGUCCUGCAAACUCAGGUGCCGCAGGGACUUUCUAUGAUGCUGUCCCACGAAGAUUAGUAAUCAAUAAUUACAACAUGUCGACAGACACAGAUACCCUUCUCUUUGACUUUCCUAAUCAGCCACUCUGGACAAACGUUUAUAUACUAAAUCAAGCCCGUGCUGCUGUUCCUUUGCUUUGGAGUCGUGUCCAGGUGCGAGGACAGUUUAGCUUAUCCAGUGGCGCCAUUUUAACUUUUGGGCUUGUGCAUUUUGCCUUAUCAGAAUUUGAGUUAAUGGCAGAGGAGCUAUUAAUGAGCGACUCAAUAAUCAAGGUCUAUGGGGCUUUACGGAUGUCUGUCAAAAUCCACUUGAUGUUGAAUUCAAAAAUGCUUAUAGAUGGUGAAGGUGAUGCAACUGUUGCAACAUCUGUACUUGAGGCUAGCAAUUUAGUGGUUCUCAAGGGAUCUUCCGUUAUACAUUCUAAUGCUAACUUGGGAGUUCAUGGACAAGGUUCAUUGAACUUAUCGGGACCUGGAGAUCUUAUUGAAGCUCAGCAUUUGGUUUUAUCACUGUUUUACAGCAUUAAUGUUGGUCAAGGAUCCAUUUUGCGAGGUCCAUUGGAGAAUACAAGCAUCAAUAGCAUUGCACCACGGCUUUGUGAAGAACUCCAAAAUUGCCCCAUCGAGUUGCUUCAUCCACCUGAAGAUUGCAAUGUUAAUGUCUCAUUAUCCUUUACUCUUCAGAUAUGCCGCGUAGAAGAUAUAUUUAUCGAAGGCUCUAUUGAGGGUUCUGUCAUUCAUUUUCAUUGGGUUAGAGCGGUGGUUGUAAAGCCUUCCGGAAUUAUUAGUGCUUCUGGUUUAGGUUGCAUUGGUGGGUUAGGAAGUGGUCAGCUCUUGCCUAGUGGUCUUAGCGGUGGUGCUGGACAUGGUGGAAGAGGUGGUGAUGCAUAUUUUAAUGGGACCUAUGUGGGUGGUGGUCUUACAUAUGGUGAUGCUGAUUUGCCUUGUGAACUUGGUAGUGGAAGUGGAAACUCAAGUCUACAGGGUGCUACUGCUGGGGGUGGAAUACUUGUUAUGGGUUCAUUGGAGCACUCUCUUUCAAGUUUGGCAGUAUAUGGUUCAAUUCAAGCUAAUGGAGAAAGCUUUGGCAAAUUUAUAAGAGAGGAUGGCAGUGAGGUCUUUUCAGAAGUAGGUCCUGGGGGUGGCUCUGGUGGAACGAUACUUCUGUUCAUUCAUUCGUUGGUUCUCGGUGAUUCUUCUACUAUCUCAGCUAUUGGAGGUCAUGGUAGUUCUAAUGGUGGCGGUGGAGGUGGUGGGAGAAUUCACUUUCACUGGUCGGAGAUUUCUGUUGGAGAUGAGUAUGUACCUGUAGCAAAUGUGAAAGGAACUAUUCUUGGAAGUGGAGGAGUUGGAAGAGAUCUCGGGAAAGCGGGAGAAAAUGGAACUAUCAGUGGUAAAGCAUGCCCGAAGGGGCUUUAUGGAAUAUUUUGUCAGGAAUGCCCCAUUGGAACAUAUAAGAAUGUGAGUGGAUCUGAUAGAUCACUUUGUCGUACAUGUGAACCAUACGAGCUUCCGCACCGUGCAGCGUAUGUUGUAGUUCGAGGUGGUGUAACCAACACUCCUUGUCCAUACAAGUGCAUUUCCGACAGAUAUCACAUGCCAUUUUGUUUUACGGCACUCGAAGAGCUGAUUUACACUUUCGGUGGACCAUUGCUGUUUGGUAUAAUUCUAUUUAGUCUUCUUGUCCUGUUAGCCCUUGUUCUCAGUGUUGCUCGAAUGAAGUUUAUUACUUCCGAUGAACUGCCUGGCCCAGUGCCAGCUCGCCGUGGAUCUCCAAUUGACCGUUCAUUCCCAUUCUUGGAAUCGUUGAAUGAGGUGUUGGAAACUAGUAGAACUGAGGAAUCCAGUACACAUGUCCACAGGAUGUAUCUUUUGGGUGCCAACACUUUUAGUGAUCCUUGGCAUCUUCCUCAUUCUCCCCCUAAAGAAGUAACCGAAAUUGUGUAUGAGGAUGCAUUUAACAUAUUUGUGGAUGAGGUUAAUAGUUUAGCUUCUUAUGAGUGGUGGGAAGGGUCCAUCUUUAGUAUCCUUUCAAUUCUUGGGUACCCUCUGGCAUGGUCAUGGCUGCAGUGGCGUCGGAAGAAGAAAAUACAACGUCUACGUGACUUUGUUCGAUCAGAAUACGAUCAUGCUUGUUUGCGGUCCUGCCGCUCACGUGCACUGUAUGAGGGUCUCAAGGUGUCCGCCUCUUCAGAUCUUAUGCUAUCAUAUAUAGACUUUUUCCUCGGUGGAGAUGAAAAGAGAGGGGACAUGCCUCCCCGCCUUCAUCAACGGUUUCCAAUGUCUAUAGUUUUUGCUGGAAAUGGAUCAUACAUGGCUCCUUUUUAUGUUCACGGUGAUAACAUUCUAACGAGCCUUAUGAGUCAGUCAGUUCCACCUACACUAUGGCACCGUCUGGUGGCUGGUUUGAAUGCUCGACUUCGUUUAGUUCGUUGUGGACACCUAAGAGCUACCCUUUCCCCAAUUGUUAAUUGGCUUGAAACCCAUGCAAAUCCAUCUCUACGUGCACAUGGCAUACACAUCGAUUUAACUCGCUUUCAACCGUCAGCCAGUGGUUAUCAUCAGUUUGGACUUCUGCUCUGCGCUGUGGACAAUGAACUCAUGCCAUCAUCCACUGAAACCCCAAGAAAAUCUCUUACAAAUGAGAAACAAUCACAGUUGCCUGGUACUCGUUGGAGGAGAGCAUUUGAUCUUGUUAGAGUUAAUGAACACGCUCUGACACAGAAAAGGGCACUACCUGGAGAAAUUUUGAAUUCUAGGAACCUGAGAACACUUAAAGAGAAAUUUACCAUAGGCUAUCUCUCCUAUUAUAUAGUGCGUAAUACUAAACCUAUUGGCCAUCAGGAUCUUGUUGGUUUGGUCAUCUCAAUACUCCUCCUGGGAGAUUUUAGCUUGGUCUUACUAACUUUACUUCAGUUGUAUUCUAUCUCCCUCCUAGAUGUGGUUUUGGUCUUGUCUAUUAUUCCACUCGGCAUUCUUCUUCCUUUCCCAGCAGGAAUUAAUGCAUUGUUUAGUCAUGGGCCUAGGCGUUCAGCUGGCCUUGCACGAGUUUAUGCUCUAUGGGAUAUCAUCUCGAUCAUCAAUGUUGUGGUCGCUUUAUUAUGUGGAUUUGUUCAUUUUGAGAACCAAUCCUCAUCAAGCAAAAAGCAUUUAAACAUCCAAUCCUGGAAUUUUAGCAAGGAUGAAACUGGAUGGUGGAUGCUGCCUUUGGGACUCGCUCUAAUAAAAACCGCCCAAGCUAAACUCAUUAACUACCAUGUGGCUAACCUUGAGAUUCAGGACCGCACAUUGUACAGUAAUGACCCCGAUGUGUUUUGGCGCUCAUGAAUGACGACACGUACGUAGUUCUGUUCUUUGCUCGUUCGUUCAUUCUUCCUUCCUUCCCUGGCUAUGCGCUUGUUUUGGUGAAGCAGCAGGGGUGGGUAGCAUUUGAGUUUGAUGACGUUUUGCCUGGGCCAUUUUAGUUACCCAGACUCUCAUCAUUGUACAGUUGACAAACUUUUUGCCAAUCCAUUUGCUGAAAACAUUAUUUUAUCUUAAUCUAUAUGCCAAUAAAAGUGAUUUGUUUCA
Cuscuta campestris is the source of this 4635-nucleotide messenger RNA. The record is from the annotation of a GenBank genome assembly. NCBI's taxonomy places the organism in Eukaryota, Viridiplantae, Streptophyta, Magnoliopsida, Solanales, Convolvulaceae.